AAGGGUGUGUGAAAGUUAAUGAUGGAGGAUUUUUUAUCCUUGAAAGAAGCAAUAGUUUCAUAUUUAGACAGAACCGGUGGGCUUCAACAGCUUAUAGCUGACUGCAAAUCGUUCAAAGAAUCCUCUCAGGGUGAUGCAGUGUAUCGCUUCAGUUUUCAUGUGAGUCCCAGCGACCUUACUGAACUAGAUGCCAGACUGGGAGACGUCGUUUUACAUGAACCGCUAAAAGCCAAAGCACUGUUUCGAUCGGUUUGCUUUUUGUCCAUAAAGACACUGUCACUCAUGGACCAGAUCCACAUGGAGAGUCAGGUGAAUGUGGUCUUGAAAGUAACUCACCUGCCACCAUUCCCCAGCUAUCAGCUGAAUCUGUGUGAGUUCCCAAAGGGCUAUGGGCCAAUGAGACCCAUGGCCAUGGAAGGACUUGUGAUCGCCAUGACACGGGUCACAAAAUACACACAAGGGGCCCGGUUCCUUUGUACGAAUGAGAACUGUCCAUGUGCUGAAGGAUUUCAGCACAUUCGAGUUCACGCUCCAGGAGCCACUGAGACGGCCACAGUCAGGAGUGACUUCACCUGCCUUCUCUGCUCUGCAUCGCUUAAAGAGGACGUCAAGUCCAGAGUACUGGGGGAUAAGCAGCUGGUGGAACUGAUACAUGUUGAUGCACUGGAUGUGCUGGGAGUCCACCCUCCUUCCUCGCUCAGAUAUCAGUCUGUCACCCUGUUCCUGAGAGAUGAGCUGUGCAACUCCAUGAGAAUCGGCUGGCUCUACAGGGUGGUGGGCAUUCCGGCACAUGUUCACCAGUGGCCCACUGUCACCUGGAGUGUGGAGGCUAGCAGCGUUCAACCGUGGACACCUGAGAAUCCUUGCCAAAUAAGUAAAAACUUCCAGGCCUUGUUUGUGUCUAUGGCCGGGUCUCCGUGGAGGUUCUCCGCUGUCGUGGCCAACUCGUUCGCCUCCCAGGUGGUUCCGCCAGGUCUCUACACCACGCUGAAGUUGGCUCUUCUGCUGAGCCUGGUUCAGAGUGGAGACAUGGACCCAGACUCUCACACCUGUCUGGACGUGCUGGCACUGACCAGCGACACUCUCAUCGUAGACAGGCUCAUGACGUACAGUCUAGCCCUGGCCACGCGGGGCAUCCAUCACCACGCCACGGGAGAGCUGUUUUCGUCGCUGUCGAAGGACGAGCACGGCGUUGGCACGGCAAACAUUCAUGCCGGCUCUGCCCUGUUGGCCACUGGAGGAGUGUGCCUACUCGGUGACCUCACCCUCUACAGGAAGGACAAGAUGGACGCCCUCCAGUCAGGUCUUGAGAUCAGGGCUGUAUCAGUCUUCAUCCCUGGGAAGAAGUACGGAGAAGAAGCUGACCAGCAGCUCUCCUUCCCUCUGCAGUGUAACUUCUGGGCGCUGGCCGACAUGGCCGCUCCCUCAAAGAAGUCGGCCAAAAACGAUACAGCAGCAUUGGGCUCAGUGGACAUAGGUUCAAUCCCAUCUCAGGUAGCCGAGACGUUUGGCCUGAUGAUUCAGUGUCGAGACCUGGGGGGAGAUCAAGUCUCCCUCCCGAUUACAGUGCACACCCUUAGGCAGGCCAUCCAGCCAGGGGAGCCUCUCUAUCCAGCCUGCAUGCAGUUUGCCACACAAGACUUCAAGGAGCUCCUGGCGUUUGCACGGAGUCUGCAGGUGGAGAUGAGCCCGGAGGCGGAGAAGAUGAUCCACGGCUACUACAUGGCCAGCCGUAGGAUCCGCUCAGACUCCACACAGGGUUCCUCUGUGUCAGUCGCCUCCAUGAAACUACUGAUUGCACUGGCCGAAGCCCACAGUAAACUCAGUCUGAGGAACCGGGUUCUGGAAGAAGACGCCCUCAUUGCUGUGCUGCUCUGUGAGAACUCAAUCACGCUGAAGCACGGGGCCUCGGCGCUUGUUAUUCCACCUGACGCCGUCUUUCCCUGUGAUCUCCACGACCUGGAGUCUCUGCACAGACGGGACGUGGCCCUGGAGGAGUUCCACCAGCAGAUCCUGCAAUUUGUGUACAGCUACGCACCCGGGGCCGCCAGCUACAUCACUGAGGAGUAGGUUGGCGCUCUCCCAGCGCUCCACGGAAGAAACUAGCGGGGGAAUCUACUGUACCUUCAGGUCAUUUUAGUAGGGCAGAAAAGGAGGCCAAGUUCUGGUGAGGAUACUGACCAGCUGGCUGAGGUGAAAUACCAUUUUUUUAGUAAUUUCUUACUCAUUACAUUUAAGCUAUUUAUUUAAAGAAUUCAUUGUAUGUGUACAUCAUUUUUUUUCUUAUAACAAUUACAUUACGAUUUAUAGAAAUGAUGGUAAAUUUCAAACGAAUAAAGAGUGAAUUCCCCCACCCUUCUUGGUUGAUUCAAUGAAAAGGGUAUUGACUGAAACAAAACUGUUAAGACACCUGCUCAUAUAUCGGUUUAGAUUUUAGUUGAUAAGCAAGGACCAAAAUCACAAUCCUUGGAA
This is a messenger RNA of Clupea harengus (Atlantic herring), 2472 nucleotides long. It is a transcript of the gene mcmdc2, whose product is annotated as minichromosome maintenance domain containing 2. Gene Ontology annotation, biological process: double-strand break repair via break-induced replication. NCBI's taxonomy places the organism in Eukaryota, Metazoa, Chordata, Actinopteri, Clupeiformes, Clupeidae. The record is from RefSeq and is a predicted model, not a curated record. Gene Ontology annotation, cellular component: nucleus. Gene Ontology annotation, molecular function: single-stranded DNA helicase activity; ATP binding; DNA binding.